GGGCUUUUUAUUAUUAUCAUUACUAAUGUCAUAAUAUGUUUGCUGCUGCAACUAAAAACUUUGUUAAACAGGUUGGUGAUGGAGGAAGAUUAGUUCCAGUGCCCAGCCUCAGUGAAGCUGACAGAUACCAACCUCUGAGCCUUGUGAUUAAAAAAAGAAAAUGUUCUCUUUCAAAAAAAUCUAAAUUUGCUUCAACACCUUUCACAUUAAAAGAUAUUCUUCAAGGAGAGAAGGAAAUUUCUGCAGGUGUCUCAUCUUACCAGUUGCUCAACUAUGAAGACAAAUCAGAUGUUUCUCUUAAUGGCAGAAGAGGAAAUCAGAUAAUGAAUGAUGUUGGUUUUGAUGUAGCUGGAUCAGAUUCUGUUGCCUUUAAAGCUUCAUUUGGCAUAGUGACCAAACACGAAGUUGAAGUACCAACAUUACUUAAAGAACUUACUACAAGAAAAAUAAACUUUGAUCAUUGUCUAGUCCAUCAAUCAAGAAAAAGUAGGAUGGAAGUUUUGUGUGUGGUCAUGGAAAGUAUUCGAACCACAAGGCAGUGCUCAUUAACUGUCCAUACUGGAAUGCGUGGAGAGACUAUGAGGUUUCACAUAAUUGAAGAUCAGAAUUACAAAGGGCGGGACAAAGCCAUUGUUUUUCCUGCACAUACAACUAUUGCUUUUAGUGUAUUUGAACUCUACAUUCAUUUGGAUGGUAAUUUCGAACUCUGUGUGACUCCAAUUGCAAAAGGAGGAUUUGAAAGAGAGAAAUCUGCAUCAUCUUCACUGACCAAAUUAAGAAGAUUAAAGAAUAAUUUGUUUCAUCGAAAUAAAGGAGUAGUGGAAAUCGUUGCUAACUCUGAUCCUUGCUUGGAGGACCUUUUUGCAGAUUAUUAUGAAAAAGCUGCAAGCAUGACUGAUCUCUCUACAAGCUAUCUUAGAGACGGUUCUCAUAUCCGAAUUAAUUUACUUAAUAACAACAUCCCCAAAGGCCCCUGUGUCCUUUGUGGAAUGGGAAGUUCUAAAAGGGAGACAGUCUAUGGAUGCCUGGAAUGUUCUUUUAAUGGACACAAGUACGUACGACUGCAUGCUGUGCCCUGUUUUGACCUCUGGCACAAGAGAAUGAAGUAA
Molecule: messenger RNA, 1109 nt
Organism: Sturnus vulgaris (Common starling)
Lineage: Eukaryota; Metazoa; Chordata; Aves; Passeriformes; Sturnidae
Gene: PJVK
Product: pejvakin
Biological process (GO): programmed cell death
Cellular component (GO): cytoplasm
Source: RefSeq, a predicted model, not a curated record